UCUCUAGUUCGUUCGUUGGCGUUGAUUACGUUGUGACGACUGAUGAUAUUUCUGUGUGCUAAAAGUGUGUAUAAAAGUGGCUUUAUAGUGCUGUGCUUGAUCUAGUUAUACCUUAGAAAAACAUUAUUUGGUUUAGGAUGAAAUAAAUGCUUGAGAUGUCAGGUGAUCCAAAUCUAAUUCCAACAACAUAUAUUCCAACCACGUCCACUGGGAAUGUUGGAUACAUGGUGAUGUCCUAUCCAGGCCGCCCACCCAUGGUUCCAGGGAUCCCUAUGGGCCCUGGCAUGGGGAUGCCGUACAUGCCAUUGGGAGGUCCGCCUCCAAUGAUACCCACUGUGAUGCCGAUGGCUCAUCCUCAUAUGAUGGCCGGCCCUCCGAUGGCAGCUAUGCCUAUGAGGCCGUACCGUCCACACAAUGCACAGCAGAGGCCGCAGAACCGACCUCGGCCACAAAACAUGGUGCCACAGGUAGUGUCAGGCCCCACAGUCACAGUGUUUGUGGGAAACAUCACAGACAAAGCUCCUGACCAGAUGAUACGCCACAUACUGGCUGCGUGUGGCACCGUGCUGUCGUGGAAACGUGUCCAAGCAUUUGGUUUUUGCGAGUACGGAAAUCCAGAUGCAGGACUACGUGCCAUCAGAAUCCUUCAUGAAAUGGAAAUUGGAAACAAGAAACUUGUUGCAAAAGUUGAUGCCAAAACACAAUCCGUCCUAGAUGAAUAUAAAGCUGAAAAAAGGAAAAAGAUCAGAGGUCGUUCACCCUUGCAAGAUGAGCCUGAGGAGCCAGAUGACUACAUUGACGAGGAGAUGAGGAAGACUGACGAAGCAGCUCAGGAGCGCAUCAGGACCAUCCUGGAGGACUACGCGCAGGAUAUGAAGAACUAUUCUGCCACCAAUGACACUGACAAGCGGAGGACGAUGUCUGACAGGCUGACGUUGCUGACUCAAGCGUCUGAGGCCAGCGUGCGGGACACUGACGGGCCGAUUGACCUCGACGAUGCCAACAUAGAAGAAGGUAAACGAGAUCUGAUUACCAGGGAGAUAGGAAAAUUCAGAGAAAUCAUGAAGAAACAGGAGGAGGAGAAAGAGGUGGAACGCCGACGGAGGGAAGAGAAGGAGAGAGAACGCAGGGAAAAUGAGAGUCCGGUGAGCAACGGACGAGGUCGGUCGCGCGGUCGAAGUCACGCCAGCAGUCGAGUGUCACGCAGCUCCAGCCGUAGCGUGACUCCUGACAGGCGAAGUCACAGUCACCACAAGGCUAGCAGGCACAGGACUCGCUCUAGGUCUCGAGAUAGGGAGAGGGAAAGAGAAAGAGAACGAGAGAGGGAACGUGACAGAGAUCGUGAUAAGGAUCGUGACAGAGACAGGGACCGGGAGCCUAGAGAUAGGGAUAGGGAUAGGGAAGAGAAGAAAUCGGAAAAGGACAUGCUGCGAGAAAAAGAGGAGGAAGAAGAGGCAAAAGAGAGGCGGAAACAGGAACGGAAGGCUAGAGAAAAAGAGGCUGCAUAUCAGGAACGAUUAAGAACUUGGGAAAGCCGUGAAAGGCAUAAAGCCAAAGAGUUGGCUAAAGAAAGAGAAAAGAAGAGAUUAAAAGAUGAAGAGAGGGAAAGGGAAGCCAAAAGGUUGAAAGAGUUCUUAGAGGACUAUGACGAUGAAAGAGACGAUAUUAAAUAUUACAAGGGUCGGGAAUUGGCUAAACGUUUGGAAGAAAGAGAAAAGGAAAUGGAAAUAGAUGCCAGGGAUAGACAAAAAGAAAAGGAAGAGUUGGAGGAAUUAAGAGUGAAAAUAUUCUCUAACCCAGAAAUUCUUGACCCCAAUGUUGAAUUUGCAAAGGCGCUGCAAGAGCGGGAAGAGAUGUACAAGCCGAAGCUGGUGAUAAACGUGAAUGCGGAGCAUGCAAAGCAACGAGAGAAAGAAAGAGAAAAGGAAAGAGAGAAAGAGCGGGAAAGGGAGCGGGAACGGGAGAUGGAAAGAGAGAGGGAGAGAGAGGAAGCAGAGUUGGCAGAGUUGAGACGCAAAGCUCUGGCAGUGGCAGAAGCUCAACAAGAAGCGGAGAGAGCACUACUGAGGGAGGUGGAGCCACCGGCCUCCCCUCCACCUCAUGUCAACUCUACACCUCCGCCACAGCCUGUGCCCGAGCCUAAACCUGUUGCUAAACCGUGGAGUUCACCACCAAUUCCUGAAAAGGAAAAGGACAAGAAGAAGAAGAAAUUGGAUGUAAAAGAGGUUUUCAACAAUGAUGAUGAAGAUGAUUCCAACGCCGGCGUUAAGAAAAGAAAAUUAGUUCCUUUAGACUACGGAGAUGAAAAGAAGAAAGGAAAAGAUGAUAAGAAAGAUGAGAAUAGUGGAAAGUCACAAGAAGAAAAGAGGAAACACAUCAAAACUCUGAUUGACAAGAUUCCUACAGACAAGAAUGCUUUGUUCGCUUUCCAGCUGGACUGGGCUGCUGUUGACAAUCAACUGAUGGAGAGGAGGAUCCGACCUUGGAUCAACAAGAAGAUCAUAGAGUACAUUGGAGAGCCAGAGCCUACAUUGGUAGACUUCAUAUGCUCCAAGGUAUUGGCAGGGAGCGCACCUCAGGGUAUACUGGAUGAUGUGCAGAUGGUUUUGGAUGAAGAAGCUGAGGUUUUUGUCGUCAAGAUGUGGAGAUUAUUAAUCUAUGAAAUAGAAGCAAAAAAACUAGGUCUAGUUAAAUGAUGAUAGCUGAAAUCCCUGUGAUCUGUUAGUUUUGUAAAUUCUUGUACAUAUUUUUAAUUUUUAUAUAUUGUCAAACUCAUUGUGGUUAUCAAUUGUAAACAUAUUGUAUUAUAUAUUGCUACAAGUGUAUCUUAUAGUUUUGCUUGCUGCAUCAUUUUAGCCAGAUUACUUAUUAAUUGCUGAAGUUGUAACUUAUUCUUUAGUGAGAUGUGUGUGUGUACAGAACUAGGAAUUAAAUUACUUUUGUAUAA
This is a messenger RNA of Macrosteles quadrilineatus (aster leafhopper), 2947 nucleotides long. Its product is annotated as RNA-binding protein 25-like. The coding region runs from base 147 to 2696 and encodes 849 amino acids. The record is from RefSeq and is a predicted model, not a curated record. Gene Ontology annotation, biological process: regulation of alternative mRNA splicing, via spliceosome; mRNA processing. The transcript has 18 exons. Gene Ontology annotation, molecular function: mRNA binding. Lineage: Eukaryota; Metazoa; Arthropoda; Insecta; Hemiptera; Cicadellidae. Gene Ontology annotation, cellular component: spliceosomal complex.